AUCUAUGUAACUGAAUUGAAAAAUCAUUCUUUUUUUUGUCUUGACAUCUUGAACAUUGACAAAUAACAUUUGAAAAAAAAUUAACGUCAUUUUGCUAAUGUCAAUGUGUUGUUGUUGUUGUUGUUAUUCAGGUUAGGAAGCAUAUUUCUGUUCAAAUUUAAAGAACAGCAAUAAAUAAUAAAAGUACUGCCAUUGGAAAAGUGCACCUAAAAUGUUACAAAGAUCACGAAAUUGUGUGAGUCUGAUCACCAAGGGAAGCAAUUUGAAAUUUCAUUUGAGGUUAAGUCAUAAGACUAGUCGGCAACCAAAAGAGAAACCACCUCCAAAACUAGCUACAGAUGUAGUUAACUAUAUAAAUAGUACUCCUGAGUACAACGAUAUCAAAAAUAAAAUUCCUAAUUCACUUUUAAGAAAAUACAAGACACCUGAAAGUAUGUACCUAAUAAACAAAAAAACUGCUAAAGAUAUAGUGAACACAAUUAAGAAUAACAUCAAUAAUAACUCUCCUUUAAUCGAAGUCAAUCCAGGUUUUGGGUAUUUAAGUGAAGAACUGUUGCAAUGCCAGAAAAACCCAAUUUAUAUGUUUGAAAUGUCAAGCCAAUUUUCAUCGCAUUUAAGUAAAUUACAAGAACAACAUCCAGGUAGAAUAAAACUCAAAAUAGCAGAUUUCUUCGGAAUGUGGAAAUUGGCAUUUAAAGACAAAAUUGAUCAAGGAAACCGAAUCGAAGAAUUACUUGGUGAACUUUGUACAGAUGACAAAACUAGGGUUGUGAAAAUAAUUGGAUCAAUGCCUGGGUUGUCCUUUGUGAAACAUUUAAUCAACAAUAUCAUAUUUCACAAUACUACCAACCAACUUGGUAAACCUGAUCUGUUCAUCACCAUGCCAGGAUACCACUAUGAAUUCCUUACAGACAAUGAGGUGCAGCUGAAGAAGCAUAGAUCUAUACCGGCAUUGUUUCAGAUGCUUUUUGAUCACAAAGUAUUAACAACUGUACCAAAAGUACACUUUUUGCCAUGGACACACAAACCAGAUAGCAAGAAAAUAACAAUGAUGGAUGAACAUAGGCUAGUACUUGUGAACAUCACGCAAAAAGAUAAAUUGCCGUGUCCACCUGAGUACUUACCUUUGCUCUGGUAUUUUUUCAAGCCACACAUGUUGUCCAAGACAACAAGAGUUAUACCAAUGUUAGAACAAUGGAUACCUGGGUGCGGCGUGUGGCUUAUAACGGGCCAGGAUCCUCCAGAUACAAAUAAACAAUUAGCGCCAAGUGAAGACGACGCUGAACUACCUCAUAUGACCAUCUUCACGGAAUUCGGAGAUUUGAAUUUACAACAAAAGAUCACUGUUUUCAAAAAAUUCAUUUCAUGGCCUGAGUUCGAACAAUGCCAAUUUAGAGUUACUAUGGAAAAUAAUUUACCAAAAUUCUUUACUAAUAUUGACGAUGAUGACAAGGAAGUAAUUGGUACUCACAUAGAAGACAUGGAACAUUCGGACGCGGAAAGUGAAACAUAGCAAAUUAUUUAUAUAUGAUUAAUUAAUAAAACACAGUUUAGAAGGAUAAUAAGUCUCAUUAUUUACACUUUAAUAACAAUCAGCUACAACCAAUUGUAUACAGUAUAAACAAGAAACAUAUAUUGGUCUUUAAAAUAAUUAAAUAAUUCGUAGAAAUAUUAUGUGAAAAAUUAAUUGAUUAUAAAUAAAAUAUAUGUUAUUUUUGAUUUACAAAUACUGACAAAAUAUACUUCCAACGACUGGACCAAUUUGUAUUUAAAAUGGUUAUAAACAUUUUCAUUAUGUUUUCCUAACAUACAGCAAUUAUUACUUUCGUCCAAUUUCUACUUAUGGCAUAAAUACAUAUUUUAUCUAUUCUUUGACAUCAUGUAGCUUUGAUAUCUUCUAUGUUAUAUGAAUUUGAUAUAAUUUUAGUGCCUCACUCACAGUACAACCUAAACAAUUGUCAGUUUUAGUAUAAUAUAUCAGGCUUUCAGUGCUAACUUCAACAGACAAAUAAAACGUCUCUAUGUAGUCCUAUACAUUUUUAAACAAAUUUACAAUUUAUACAUAGGUAAUUCACAUUAUAUACAAAUACGAUAGGUAAAUCAAUAAUAAUUUCAUAAUUACAUAUUGCUUUUACUGGCUUACGUUCUUUAAUAAUACAACUCUUCAUCCAUUGCACUGACAAAACUUAAUGGCAAACUAAUUCAAAACAAUAAGGACGGGGCUUGAUACAUACUUGCACAUUACUACAAUUGGAAUUAAAAUAAUUAAAUAGGAUAUAUUUGUGUUUCUAGUUAAAUAAUAAUUUUGACUGCAAUUAUUCUUCCUCUUAUCACAAUAUGAGCAUGUGCAAGUGCUAAAUUUAAUGGGUUUGUAAACCUAAUAUACUACUAUCUAGUGCAAAAUCAAUUACAAUAAAUUCUGACUGUAACAAAAUUAAAUACAUAGUUACUUAGAAAUAUUUUAAAAUUUUACACCUCCACCCUAUUUACAUAAUUAUAAUUUCAUGUAAUACUUAUUACAAUUAAGUACAGUUUCAAUAAAUAAGCAGAUUUCUAGUGUUGUGUUGUUAUAAAUUCUGGAAAUGUUUAUCAUUGUAUGUCUUGUGAGGGUUGGAUUUCGGAGUUAUAUAAUUUAAUGUCGGAAUAUCGACAGGUGUCUGAUUAUUUUUCAUUAAAAAUUUAUUCUGAACUGAUUUUUGAAUAUUUGAGUUAGUGUGCACAUUUAAACUUAUCGUAUUUAAUCCGUUUUGGGAUUUCACACUUGGGCUAGAUAUAAAGUCUGACCAUUCAUCAUCUUCCACAAAUACUGGUGGUUUCUUCGGCUGGGAAGUUUGUUGUUUAGGUUUGCUGGAUACAAAGUCGCCCCAAACAUCAUCGUCGGAUGACUGGCUGACUGUUGUAUUUUUCUGAGUGUGAACUGGUGAGGCAACUUUACUAAGACCACUAACACUUAGAUCACUUUUCAAUGAUUGUAGAGUUUCAACAGGAUUGAACCUUGACAGGUCCUGUAAAUCUAUGCCAGGGCUCGGCCAGUUUAUUUGCGAAUAACUUUCUAAUGAUAAUGGUUGCAAUAUUUGGCCAGUAGUCCGUUGGUUUUGUGUAUUUACUGAGGCAAAGCUCGCAGGUGUAGGCUGUAGAAGGCCUGUUUGUAUUGGUGUGUUUGAAGACAACGGAAUCUUACUCGUAAAUUCUGUUGUAUUCGAGUUGUAACUUACAUUGUUCGUUAAAGCUUCAUUCGGUCUUGUCAUAGUCGUAAAUGAUAUGGUAUCAGACUUUAUAUUCAUAGUUUUCGAAGAUGCAUAAUCGAAAUCUAUUGGUUGCUCAAAAGGCGUUUGAGUAUCACUAAAAGUGUUUGAUUUAAAGUUAUUGUUCUGUGUAACUUUUGUGGGUAGUGCCGAUUGAAAAGUAUCAAAAUCGUCAUCCAAAGUCUCAUUUUCAGGAUUGCUCUGUUCUGCAACUACUGUCAUUUUCUCUUUGAGAUCAUUGAAGUUAUCAAACUUUAGUGUAUUGGACUUGGCGUCUAAGUCUUCAUCUUGUGGUUUAGCAGAGAAUUGUCUUUCAGGUAAUGGUGUCGAUAUUGACACAAAAUCUGUGAAAUCGUCAAAUGUAGCUUUCACUUCACCAGGGUCAGGCCAGUUUAGUGUAGGCAUUGAAGGUUCUAUCUUAAUGGGCUGCAAGAGCUGCGUUUGAUACGCUACACUGGGAUUGGGCAAUGCAUUAACUGUCUUGGCUGUGUGAACAUUGCUUUCGUCGGGUACUUUAUGAUGACUUACUAAACCUGGCAAGGAACUGGAAUCUGGUGUGCCCUUGAAAUCUUGGAAUUCCCAAUAUUCGUUAUCAUCCUCCGUAUUAACUUCAACUAUCUCAUUUGUAGUUGGCGUAAGAGGGUUGUCCGUAUUCUUAACAUCCGGUACAACUGGCUGUGGUAAGAGUACUGUUGGACUGGGGUCGUAAUGUAUUGUUUUAGACCUGGGUAUCUCAGAGUCGGUUGGUGUAAAAAUAUGAGUGUCAGGUAAAUUUAUUUGUCGUAUAGGUUGUACAUUUAAUGUACUUGAGUAUAUUUUCUCUGACUUAGUAGACAUAGCAGCUUCAAAUACAUCCAAAUCAGUUGGCCUAGGCGCUAUGGCUCCACCAGCACUUUCAUGUUCUGUGUUACAAGCUGA
Spodoptera exigua (beet armyworm) is the source of this 4163-nucleotide messenger RNA. The record is from the annotation of a GenBank genome assembly. NCBI's taxonomy places the organism in Eukaryota, Metazoa, Arthropoda, Insecta, Lepidoptera, Noctuidae.